GCUCGACUCCGCGAGUCACCUCGUUCUAGCUCAAUAAUAUUACGGUUAUUCUUCCUAAAUUAUAUCGUCAAUUUAGCUCACUUCGUCGGCUUACUUUCGUUCCGAUUCAGUGAAAGUUUACAAUCCGGAACGUGAAUACAAAUUUACUGCAGAAACGCAGAAUAUUUAUCUUUUGCGGGUUUUUUUUUUUCGAACUAAACCGAGUUAGCUAGCGUUACCUGCCUAGCGUAAGCACUUCCUGAACGAAUAAACAGUGUUUUUAGUCGCUAGUCAAUCACAGUUAAUCAAAAUGAAUCGUUUAGUUGUAUUCAUUAAAACUCAUAUAGAUGAACAAUGUAUAUUUAGCUAGCGUUAGUUUAUUUUAAUUGUCGGUAUUGUUUGCUAGCAAGCAGCUAGCGCGCUAACGGCUGUGCAUUAGCUGUUUAUGGUAGCGCGUGUGAGGCGAAUAGGCGUAAAAAUAAGGUUUGAAGGUUUUAUUUCUUGGUUGGAUCCGAAAGGUUGUUGAUUAUAAAGGAGAAGCGCUUUUGUGGAUCACUGAGACACCAGACCUCGUACAGCACUGAUGUAGCAGCCGAAACCUCAUACACUCAACAGAUAGAAAACCUCUUCUUAUCCAUCAGACUUGUAACUUCUGAGGAACCUUUCUCUGGUUAAAAACAAGUGUGAAAAUUUCCUGGGUUUUUGACUGAUGGGAUGUGAGGAUGUCGGAGGAAGGGGAAGCUCGCUCAGUGAACUCGCAGUUCGCUGUCUCUGUUCUUGACCAACUAAAAUUGUUCUAUGAGGAAAAAUUACUAACUGAUAUCACACUGCUGGUGGAGGACCAUGAGUUCCACUGCCAUAAAAUCAUCCUGGCCACAUGCAGCUCUUACUUCAGGGCAAUGUUCAUGAGCGGUCUGAGUGAGAGCAAACAGUCACAUGUUCACCUGAGGAACGUGGAUCCCAUAACACUGCAGACCAUUAUUGCAUAUGCUUACACGGGAAAUCUGGAAAUCACACACAGUACAGUUGAGAUACUGUAUGAAACAGCUUGUUUUCUACAGGUGGAUGGAGUGGUGUGUGCUUGCCGGGACUUUCUCCUGCGCUCACUUUCGGUGGAGAACUGUGUGCGUAUACUAAGUUUGGCCGAUGCGUUCGGCUGUGCCGAGCUGAAGCGCAGCGCUCAGCGUGUGGUGGAGCUAAACUUUCGGCACGUGUGUCGGGACGAGGCCUUCCUGCAACUCUCUCACACUCUGCUGCUGGAAUUGCUGGGCAGUGAUGCACUGGACGUAGAGCGCGAGGAGACCGUACGACAGGCAGCCGCACUGUGGCUUGAGCAUGACGCGGCACACCGGGAGCGCCACCUGUCGGCCGUGCUUAGCCUGGUGCGCGUGGAUGCCUUGGCCGAGAUCACGCAGCGCGCCUGGUUCCGUGGCUUACCGCAAAACCACAAAUCCAUUGUCAUACAGGGACUGUACAAAUCCAUGCCCAAGUUUUUUAAGCCACGCUUGGGAAUGACAAAGGAGGAAAUGCUCAUUUUUUUGGACGUGGAUUCAGCGAGCGAUUACAAUCAUGACUUCCAUCGCCCUCCCACUGAAUUUAACAAUCUGCAUUUGCGCCGCUCGCCCAUCAACAAUAACGAUGACGAUUUAUCUUUACAUCCCUUGCCUAGCACCACCGAUGACGCGCAACGCUCAAUCACGUGCUACAGCCCCCAAGCUGAAAAGGUCUACAAGCUGACGAGUCCUCCAGAGGACUUGCGCAGGUUCGGGAUGCUCGUCAUACCCGAUAAUGAUGUGUUUGUUGCUGGAGGUGAACAGCCAGUUAAAAACGGCAAAUGGAAAGCAGUCCAGAGUUUCUAUUGGCUUGAUGCGCAGCAGAACUCGUGGGUGGCAAAAGCCUCCAUGUCGAGCGCACGUGUACGCCCCACGCUUGUCUUCUGCCAUGGGUUUGUCUAUGCCAUCGGAGGAGGUGGCUAUGACGUAGGAGGAAGCCACGACGAUGACGUCACGAUGGAACGUUACGAUCGCAGAAGAGAUGAAUGGAGUGCGGCGUGUUCACUGCCAACUCACAGCUCCUUGAGCCAAAACAACAUGGCCGCCGUAGCUGUUAAUGACCGCGUCUACAUAGUUAUCCAUGACGCUAUGUUUUUCUACUCACCGCGUAAUGACGUGUGGACAGAAAUUAUGACUCAGAGAAAAAGAAGCUGCUUAGGCUCCGCCUCCUUCUUCUUAGGGACUGGCACCGCUGCUGUUCUUGGCGACCUCAUUUUCUAUGUUGGUGGAGGAGGAGACGGUGCUGUGGAGCUUUACGAUACAAUAAGGGACGAAUGGCGCGCGGUCGCUCCGUUGCCUGUCGCCGAUGACGGAGAUAGUGCAGCUGUAUCAGAAGUGUGCGCGCGGGCUGUAGUUCUGCUUGAUACGUUGUGCGUUUUUGCACGCGAUCGUCAGGGCGGCUAUGCGCUAAUACGUUAUGACGCGACACGAGAGCGGUGGCUUCGCCCCCAGCCCAUCCCCCACCGUGCCCUUGGUCGUCUCGGUAACCGCUUCCGCCUUGCCGUUGCCAAGCUCUACCCAUCCUGCCUUACUGAGUUGCCGUGGAAACCACCAUCAUGCCCGUUCCCACCUGACGAUGAGGAAGACUUUGGCACGGAUGGCGACGCUCUGGAGUUGCCAGAUUUAUAAAGAAGCAGCGGCUGUUUUUUUUUUUUUAUCUGGACAGAGAGACUGCUCUUCACAGUGGCCACGCUUUAUCUAAAUUUAGAGACCUUGACACGAAACAGUGGCCAUUAAAAAAAAAAAACAUUUGGAUGUUUACCUUAUCUUAAAGGGUAGGCAUUUCAAAUCAGUGAGGUUAAGACCGUCAACAAUGUUCAAAGUAAUUAGCGCGCGACUGUCUUAGUGAGCAUGUUCCAGGAGAAACACUAACGGGCUGAAAGCUGUAAGAGGCGGGCACGUGUCUCAGCACGUCUGCGUUUCGCUUCGAGACUAAGUUGUCCUGUUUGACGAGGGAAAAGCACUCAAGGGAUUCGUCUUCAAUCCAUGUCAUGAUGUUUAACUUAUUCAUAAGGUGAAGGGAAAUGACGAUAAACAUCCUAGAAAUCCCGGAGUCGUAGCAUGUAUAGCAUUUUGUAUAACAGGAUUGCUGAGGAGGGAUCGUGAAAAUCAACACAAAAAGUUGUGCUAGACAAUUACCGCACGGCAGACAGGGGCCAUCAUCAAUCCAAGCAGAAGGACUGCAAGGUUACUCAAGAUGGCCAAAAGGUUUUUCCUUUUUUAGCGUGUCUCAAACACAAAUUCUUUUUCAAGAAGGUAAAGAUGUUGAGUGUACUGAGAACAAUCUGCCGUUUUUGGAUGUGAACUUAUGCUGUUAAAGAAAACGCAAAAAAAAAAAAAGUCAAAGAUUUCGAGACUGUACUCUGGAAAAGGGUCUCCUUCGUGAUGAAACCCCCCCCCACACACACACACACUUGUGAUGUCACCACUGACCACGUGUAUGUACGAUGGAUGAUGCGAUUUCUCCGGUGCAAAGCCGAGCUCGUCGUCGCUCCCCAGACUGAUUUCUACUGUUCAUUCAUGCGUUGUUACUAUUUCUCAUUUCUCGAUGAUGAUGAUGAUGCACUUGCUUUUAAAUCUUCCACCAUAUGGCUGACAUGUACAGGUUUGUGUGUGUAUGUGUGGGUGUGUGUAUAUGUGAGUGUAGGGCUUCUUUUUUUUUUCUUUUUCUUUUUUAAAUGAGCAGAAUUUGACUGCAGGUUCGGUCAUGUUUUUUUUUUUUUUUUUAGUCUUAGCUUUGAUUCUCCUCCAUACAUCCAUCUCAUGGUAUUUCCAUCACAUGCUCAUUACAUAACUGUAUCCAAUUAAACAACUAAAUUGCGUUGGGAGGGGCUCCAAAGGGGCUUGAAAGGUUUAAAUUGGAGCAAAAAAGUCAGUUGUGACAUCGUGGCUAGUUUGAAGUUUGAUUCUGUUGGCGGUGUUUCAUGCCCGUUAGCUAGCCUGCGUUUGUUCCUAGACCUCAAUCGUACUUGCAUUACUUUUAAAUUAACUAGCUAGCUGUUUGGCUAACACCUGUUACCAAAAGCGAAAUGCUUGUUCCAAAUAAAACACUUUACACAAACAUUGUAAUUUGGAGUGUUAUUUGGGACGCAGCCUCAAAGAGUUCCUAAUGUAUCGUGGAUGUUUAAUGUUUCCCCAGAUAAGCACUGUUCCAACAUGCUGGACAAGCCAAAAGCAAAAAGCUAGGCGACAAAUACUAAGAUCGUUACGGUAACCUGAAAGGCCGAUCAGUCUGUCGAGCGAGCUAGAUGACGAAAACAAAAGUAACCAAGCGACGGGAGCAUUGCUUUGAUCUUAUACCCGAGAACUGUUUGGGAUGCAAUCCACAUCCAAGUCGCCAUGGUGACCAGGAAUCUAGCUUUUAAACACUCUUGGUGUGUUAUUUGUUGUUCUCGUUUUGUGGUGUGGGACACAGCUCAUGGUGCGACACUUGGUUUGGGACGCAACCAAAAUCUGACACGUCAGACCUGAACACUUCAAACCCUCAGCUGGUCAUGUGUCAUUUGGGACGCAGCCCAUGACCAUGGCAAUUCGUCAUUAGAGUAAUUUAAUACCUUGUUUGGGACAAAGCCUAAGAAGUACUCUUCGAAAUAUUCAGAAAGCAUUGGAUGGAUAAACACAUUUCUUUAAGACAACUGUUACCAUAGUGUGUGUGUGUGUGUGUGUGUGUGUGUGUGUGUGUGUGUGUGUGUGUGAGUGAUUUCGUGCGUCUGGUUGUGUGUACAUUUUUUUUUUUUAGGGUGGGCAGGGGAGUUUGAUGGUUUUGUUGUCGGAGCAUUUGCCACUAUAACAGAGGGAUUAUGGGUAAUGUGGGGUUUAACUGGUUACUGAGUGUGAUGUAGAGUUCUGACAUUCACUCAGCCUGUCCCUCAGCACUGUACUGCACACACACCUUUAAUUUAUUAUUAAACACCUCACAAA
This is a messenger RNA of Clarias gariepinus (North African catfish), 4952 nucleotides long. RefSeq names its product kelch repeat and BTB (POZ) domain containing 2 (gene kbtbd2). The coding region runs from base 702 to 2660 and encodes 652 amino acids. Gene Ontology annotation, molecular function: protein binding. Lineage: Eukaryota; Metazoa; Chordata; Actinopteri; Siluriformes; Clariidae. The transcript has 4 exons. The record is from RefSeq and is a predicted model, not a curated record.